AUGCUGUCGAGAAUUGCUCUGGAACAAGCACAGCCUAACAAGAUUUUAGCAUACCAUAAGGUGUGUGGUACUUCUUAUUAUGGCAAAUGUUCAAAUGAACAAUCUAAAGCCAAAGAAACAACAUGGUCGGCUAAACGUAACAUCCAUCAAGCAGCUCAAUUUUUGGACGAGUUACAUGUGGCGGCAGGUCUGCAAAAUGAUUACUUUGGUCAUAGCAUCAUAAAUCUAUCCAAUCAAAUACAACAGAAUUUGAAAUCGAAGAUCAAAUGUGUCAUUAUGGAUAAAAAAACCUACUUUAUGUCACAGGAAAUGAAUAUAAAUGAAAUCAAUGAUGCAGAAAUUCGCGAAAUAAUAUUCGAGCAAGAAGCUGCGGAUUUUGCCAUGAAAUAUCGUGCCAAUAUAUUAAAAGUAAAGUCUACGCCUUUGCCUGAAUAUUUGGAUAGUACAGCAUUGAAGAGAGGUGAAUGGGAAACGCCUCGAUGGGGUCACACUAAGCCAAGCAAACACAUUCUAUUAGGACUCACUAUGAAAAGUCUGACGGGCAGUGAGAAAGUGAUCAAUAUAUUAAGCAAGCUUGGGUAUUGUGUUAGCUACUCAACGCUCGUCGAAUUGGAGACAUCCGUGGCUUAUUCUUGUGUCGCGAGCAAAAAAUUAUGCCCCUCAAGUAUUUAUCCAACAAAUAUUUUACCGUUUGGAGUAGCAUGGGAUAAUUUUGACAGAUUUGUAGAGACAUCGGGCAAAGGAACAGCUGGAAAAGAUACGUUGCACGACACCGUAGGUAUAAUGUAUCAAAGCAUACCUACAAGGAUGGAAUUGGAGUUGAUAAACAGCACCUCUUUCAUCGACAAGAGAUCAAGUAAUUUCUUACCAAGCAUUCGUAAUGCACAAGAUCGCAGAAAAAGAUCUUUCGAGCUUCAGGGUUCCGAUGAUUUUCAUCACGCCAAACAAAGUCGCCCUACUUUCUGGUCAAGCAGCGUAGUGUCCACAACAUCAGUUCCUCAAAAUCUGAAAGCUAUAAAGCAAAUUAAUUUUUGUUGGUUGCUUUCACAAAAAUUGCAAGUACCAAACACGCCCAUGUGGGCUGGGUACAUCUCAAGAAUACUUAAAGAUGAAAGUCCUAUGCAAAAAAUAGAAUACUUGCUCCAAAUUAAUAGUUCGCCAACGAAUCCUGAUGUAGUGAAAGAGACCAUGUUAAGAAGUCUGCAGAUAGCAUCAGAGUGUGGAAAAGAAUAUUACAACGUGACAUACGAUUUAGCCAUGGCUAAAAUUGCUUUGAGAAUACAAAGCGCGGAGCCUCAAUUUUCGAGCCUAUUUAUUCACUUUGGCUCUUUCCAUACUAUGAUGUCGUAUCAUAAAGCAGUUGGCAAAUUCAUGGACGGGUCUGGAUUAGUGAACAUGUUAAUAGAUAGUGGCAUUAUGGCAAAUGGUUCAGCAUACACUUUUUUAAAAGGAAAGCAUUUUAAUCGAUGUCGUAAAUUCCACCCUUUAUUAUCUCUUGCUUUGCAAAUACUGCAUUUUGAAAGGUUCCUUGUUGACAAACAAUUUCCAGAAGUAGAAAUUGAAAAGCUUAAAAUGCACAUUGUGGAAUUCAAUACUAUAAACACAGUCAAUCCAAGAAUCACAAGUGUAAUUGCAAAUAUGGUAUUCGAUGAAUAUGAAAAAUUCAAAGAAGACACUCUCAAAGGGAAGCAUGAUUUUGAACUUUUCAAAUACAUGUUACCCAAACUAACAAACCUUUUUUUCACCAUGAAUCAUCAAAAUUAUUCGAGGUAUCUAACCCUUUACGCUGACAAAUUAAAUAAAAUAGAAGAAACGCAUCCCGGUUUAUUGAAUGAUUGUAAAGAAUGUCUGCUGGGCAUUCGCCGCACACUCAACCCGUUUUGUAGAAUACCUAUAGAUUUAUCAUUGGAGCAAACAGUCAAUGCGGAUGCGGCUUCCAAAGCCUCUGGUGUGAUUAAUUUAACUGACUCUUUUUCCGCAAGACAAAGAUGGUCAAUUACCCACGCAGUAAGAACGCAUGCGACAACAAUGAUGACGGAAUUAUGUGGUAUGAAAAAAGGAGACGACACCGUGAAAGAUUUAAAAAAGUCAACAAUACAGCAUUGGCGAAAAAAAUUGGUUACAUUACUUGACUUUAUGCAAAACUGUACCAAUCCUUUUUCAAAAAAUUUGGAAAAAUCACAUUUAUAUAACGUAUCAUCAGGGCAAACGGUUAGCGACGAAAUUUAUGAAUUCUUAUCAUCUGUGGAAUCUAGUGGAGAACAGCAACGCAACAAAUUUAUUUCCGAAUGCCUAAAGAAACCAGAAAGAUUUGAUCAACCCAUUUCUAAAAAUAAAAUUAUAAAUUUUAAUUUUGGUAACAAAAAAAAAGUCAAAAUUGCAGGACAGGUCAAAGAAAUAAAAAUACAGAGAGAUGUUUUUGGCAGAUUGCUAUGCGCAUCUCUCGAAAAAAACAUUGAUUUAGAAAAGGCCUUGAGUUAUCCUCUUGUUCCAGUGUCUUUUUCUUUCUGUCACUUAGAGGGCAGUAUUUGUAAAACCCAAAAAUCUGUCAUCAUAAAUUAUCUGAAAACAGCACAAUCAGAACACAUUGAAGUUCCAGAGGCCGAUAUUCACAUUAUAGAUGGAUUUUAUCUGUUACAUAGGUUGAAAAAUGUACCAGAUACUUAUGGAAAAAUUUCAAGCUUGAUUUUGAACAUAAUUUCAAAGAAUAGGAAGGAGGCACACAUUGUAUUUGAUUUGUUUCGAACACCCAGCAUCAAAGAUUAUGAGCACGAUAAAAGAGGCGAAGAAGAAAUAUAUUUUGACAUAAAACGCGAAAAUAAACGUCGCGUUGAAUUUAAAGAUUGGGCGAGUGAUGGUCAUGUACUUGCUUGCGUGGGCAAAAAAAUCAUGUUGAACUACGACAGAUGUUACAGUUAUAAGGUGUCCAAUAACAAAAUGCUGCGAGAGAUUGAUUAUGAUUUCACCUGUUUUCAUGAGGAAGCCGACACAAAAAUAGUUUUUCACGUAUGUCAGCUGCACAAAAAUUAUCGCGUGCAAGUGCAUUGUACUGAUUCUGACAUCCCCGUUAUAAUGUUGACGAAUUUUAAGUUCCGCAGAGGAAAUACAGAAAUAAUAAUCAAUCUCAGUACAAAACAUGAUGAGAAUGGGUCCACUAAUAUGAGCGACCAGGAAGACGAUGAUGAAAGUGAUUGCUGUUUCAGUGAAAAUGACGAAAAUGAUGAUAAUGACGAGAUGAGCGAUGAAUCAGAUACUGAAUAG
Messenger RNA from Ceutorhynchus assimilis (cabbage seed weevil), 3261 nucleotides. The record is from the annotation of a GenBank genome assembly. NCBI's taxonomy places the organism in Eukaryota, Metazoa, Arthropoda, Insecta, Coleoptera, Curculionidae.